GUAUUUUUACCUCCCAUUUUGAAGAACAUAAGUUUACCACAGCAGCUAAAUGUAACCGUUUUAAGACAGUUUUACUUAUUUUUUGCCAGUAUCAUUGCUUUUAUGAUGUUUUAGCUACUUCCAAUAACAGAUAAUUUUGAUUUGGUGAUACUUUAGGCGAAGUUUUAUUUUUAAUAUGAAAUUACGACAUUCGCUAGAUUACAGUUGCUGAGCAACAUGACCUAUUUCCGGCACUAGACAAGUGCUUGCUCAAAAUGAAAAGAAGCAUCCAGUUUGCGUUGAAUUAACAACGAUACCUACCCAUAUAGUCGAUUUUACAAUGGAAAAUCCAUAGUGUUACCAGUAAUUGUGAUGUCAUAAAGGAUUAGAGAACAACAUUCACCAUGACAACUCAGACUCCGACUACACGCACAUUCCCAAGGCUUAAAACAGCAAAAAGGGAUGAAAGUUCAGAUACCAUUAAGUCUUACAAAAGCGGGGCUAGUUUUAAAGGGACAUUGAAAGAACAUAAAAAGAUUGGACAAGGAGUAUUUGUAUGGCCAAAUGGUGCUAGAUACGAAGGCCAAUUUGAAGAUAACAUUAGGACGGGUCAAGGCUGUCAGUUAUGGGAAGAUGGGGGAAAAUAUGAGGGAAUGUUUUUAGAAGAUAUGAGACAUGGAGAAGGUUGUGCCACAUGGACAAAUGGAGAGAGUUACUCGGGAAUGUUCUACAAAGAUCGUAGACAUGGACUGGGGACAUACAAUUGGCCCGAUGGCUCUAGUUUCAAUGGUACCUUCUACAUGGACAAGAAAGAAGGAUACGGCACUUUCUACUUUGCAAAUGGAGAUAAGUUUGAGGGCUUGUACAAGAGUGAUGAGCGUGAGGGUCCCGGAGUGAUGACAUAUACUACAAACAAGCAGGAUGUCGGUUUAUGGCACCGAGAAAACCUUGUGAGAUUAUGUCUUGAAUUAGAUGGCGCUUUUACCAUGAAAGAACAUGAAGAAUUUGAAUAUAACGAGGACGAUCAUAAAAAGUUCAUCAAUAUUGAAGAAGUGAAUAAUCGUGAGGAUGUUAUUAAUGCCAUUUUGAAUCCCCCAUCGCCAUUUAAUUAUUACCCAGAGUCUAACAUUAAAAAAGAUCUUAAGCUUCUCUUUAACGAUUCUGUAGAUGUUAAAAGCAUGGCUGUUGACAUAAAAUCAUUUGAUGAAGAAUUUUUCAAAAAUCGAGAACCAUUGAAAAAUAAUGCUGAAAUAAAAGCAAUAAACAAUACCCCAUCUAUGAUUGAAAUGCAGAAACAUAUUUUACUACAUUCAUAUAAUGAAGAAAAUAUAAAAAUCAAAGUCCCAAAAAUUAUUGAUGGAGAAAGAACUGGGUUUAAGAAACCUGGACAGAAAGAGUUAGACUCUCAGAGAUUUAUAAAGGCUGCUGCAGAUGGGGAUCUAGAAACAGUAUCUGCGUUAGUAGACAGUGGAGCAGUAUAUGUGGAUGUUGCAGAUAGCAGUGGAUACACCGCAUUGGUUGCUGCUGCAACAAAUUGGCAUAAAGAUGUUAUUAACAAACUCUUAGAUAACGGAGCAAAUGUAAACAAAUUAACCAAUGAGGGAGUUUCUGCACUCGCUGCCUGCCAUGUCUACUUUUACCCAAUUGAAGUUUUCAAAUAUAAUAUUGCUGAGAGAUACAUGGAGAAACCCCCUGAGCUAGCAGAAACCCAAAGUGAGGCUACAGGAGAGGAUUCCCUUGAACGAAAGGGGAUACUACAAACCGCAAAGGAGGAUAUAAAAGACCCACAAAUAUUUGACACCAACCAGAACAAUAAUUUAGAGUCAAGUAAAAUCAGUCAGAUAAAACCAAACACUGACAAUAAAUCCAAAACUUUGCCACCAAGCAACAAAAUUGUGACAAUUAACCCUGAUGCAACAAAAGAAUAUAGUUUUGAAAAUCUUGGAAAACUAAAAAGAAGAGAAAGAAAUGGUAUCAGUUAUGAUGACGGUAUUCUUGCUAGUGAUGAUGAAACAAAACAAGAUGAUCUCACAACAGAAUUAGGAGAUUUUGAAUCAAACACAAGUGUCCAAAAUUAUGAUAUUGAUGUAAAAGAUGAUUUAGUUGAGAGAUGUGCGACUCAGCUGAGCACGAAUGAAAUGGUGACAUCCUCUGGUCGGGUCUCCAGUCAUUCUUUGGAUACACUAGGCACUGCACGUAGGAAGGCUGUGGAGAAAUCACAGCACAGACUGAUGGAGUCAGUCAUACGGCUUCUGCUUAAAAGGGGUGCCUGCCCAAAUGCCAGUAGAGUCCCCAUGCCAGUACUAUUUUUUGCAAUCAAAGCUGCAGAUGUUGACGCAGUGAAGGAACUACUUCUUAGGGGGGCUGAUACAUCUGCAACACUCUCUAAAGAGAAAGGAGGUUUGGCUGCACUUCACAUUGCAGUUGCUAUCCCAGGAGAGGAAGGAGUGAAAAUUACAGAGUUGCUGCUGAAUGCACUUGCCCACCCAGAUGUCAGGGCUGGCCUGGAUGAUUCCUUCCUCAACAAACACCUAAUGGAAGAAUGGAGUAAAGACAUCAUAGGGGAGAAUAGUGCUGCUAUAUUGGGAGGCAGAACUCCUCUUCACAUAGCAGCUGCCAGGGAUGACAAUUACAAGCAUGCUUGCAAGAUUGUUCACCUCCUGUUGGACCAUAAUGCUGACCCUAACCUCCUGUGCAAUGGACAUUCUCCACUCUCAUUGGCUAUCACCAGUGGCAAUGACAUGGUGAUUGAUGAGCUAUUGGCAUGGAAUGCCAAUCCGAGUCUACCACUAACACAUGGUGUUGGAAGCGCCCUCUGUGUGGCAACCUCUACUGAGCACGAACAUAGACGAACUCCUCAGGGGAGAAUACAACUGGUUGACAAACUGGUGAAAGCUGGAGCAAAUAUCCUUGCGCCAGUACAAAUAGGUCCUAAAAGGCUGUCAGGUACAGCUGUAGAUUAUGCGUAUCAUCUGUUUAACUUGGAUCGAAGAAUCGCUCAUAUGCCAUAUCAUGCACUGACAUAUGCCGAGAGGGACACAUACAAUGCCCGGCGCGCCCUAUUGGAUCAUGUUGGAACUAUUAUGCGUGGAGCUGCAAUUGAGAAAGAACGAGACAGACUGGAAGAUGAGAUGAGACAUGGACAAAGAAGUGCUAGUCCAAGUGAGAAUUUUGUGUUUGUUGGAGCAGGAGCUCCGCUGCCACCAGGUGUCAGGUCAAGCAAACUGAAAAAUGGAACUGCUGGGGAAAGUCACGUCUCAUUCAGCGCAGUUGCGCAUGACUCUAGAGGAAGACAGAGGGCUGUACAAGAAAAUGCAGAAUUCAUCGGAAAUAGUGAAGGUGUGAUAACAGUUGAUGUACGGAAAGUUCCAAAAGUGAGAACAUAUAUACAACAGAGACAGAGAAAAAAUGCAAGAAAACCUCUGCUGAAAUACUGUUAUGAAUGUGGUCGUUCUGUUGGUGUGCGCUUGUCCACAUGUACACGUUGUAAGGAGGUGUAUUACUGCUCGAAGGCUUGUAAACUGAAAGCUUGGAAUGCGAGGCACAAAGAUGAGUGUGUCAGAGUUGGCGGUCGAAGUCCCAGUCCAUCAGGCCGUAACAGGAUAGAUUCCCCAACACCUACAACAAAGGCUGACUACAAUGAGCCUGCCACAGUUGCCAAUCUAAUAAAAGAUCCAAGGGUCAAGGUUCCUGUCAAGGGAAAAAGUAUGAGUGCCAAAUAUUCUGAUCGCAAACAAGUUCAAGAUGGCCGUCAGAUUAAGACAGGAAUUCCAGGAAAAACCAAGAAAGACAAAGGCCCAGACAUACAAGAUCGUAACAUGCGGAAUGCAAACAUGGACAAUUAUAGUUUUGUUUGAAUGAAAGUGGAUUUUAUGACAAAGAAUUGUGUCUUGUGUCUUUCACAUGCCUGGCUACAUCUAUGGCAAUAAGACAGUUUUGUUCAAACAACACCCUCUAUAUUCAGAGGAUAAGGAUACCUAAUGUAGCAUAUUUGCAGUUUAUUUGAACUUUUCAUUAUAUCCCUCUUAAAUGCCUUGUAUUGCAAGAUUUGUCUCCCUUUUCUGGAAAUUUUGGAUAUCUUGACAAGACGAUGUGAGGAGUACAUGAUAUGCAGUAGUGUUGCAUACUUGUGAUAUCGCAUUUAUAUAAGCCUUAUUUUGUGCAAGGCUUGGACUAUGUUUUUGUUAUUAUGUGAUAUGAGAACAAUAUUUUGACAUCGAAAUACAUGACAUUGUAUAAAAUUGUGUUCCUUGUUGAGUAUUCAAAAUGAUAAAAUAAAUCAUUGAUAAAAAACAAUGCAAAAUUGUUAAAAUCAGAAUUGUUGGACUGUCAUAUGUGAAAUGACGAUGCCAUUUAAAUAUAUAAAAUAAUGCAAAUUGUGAUGCCAUGAAAUUGCUUGUGAAAAACUACGAUAUUAACCCAUGGGCUUUCAACUACUAAUUGAAAGCCCAUGAUUAACCCAAGCAUUAGUAUACAUUCCGUCCAAGACAGACUAUUGAUACUAAAAAACUGCUUAGUCUGUUAGUUACAUUUACAAUGUCAUUGUAUAUGGUGUGUCAUUGUAUAUGGUUUGUCAUUGUACAGUGUCUUAUUGUACAUAUGUGUGAUAAUUUUGUGAAUCUGAUUUCAAUUCAUAGGCGCUUAUACCAUGUAUAUUUCUUAUAUUUUUAGUGUACACAAAGUAUUAAACCAGCAUUUCUUCAAAACUGCUUAAUUUUGUAGUUUAUAGACUGCAUCCAACUGAAUGGUAGUCUGUGUGAUUGAGAUUUUCUGCAAAUGCUUGAAAUUUCAGUGUGUAUGAGAUUUCAGUUUCAGCAUUUGUCAGUGGUUUUCAGUAUUUAAUAUUUGCGAUUCAUAUUAUUAUUCAAUGUGCACAUUCGAUGAUUUGCACAUUCACAAAAUGUUUAAUGAAAAUGGUUAUCAUACUCAGAUAAAUGUAGAUA
Owenia fusiformis is the source of this 4922-nucleotide messenger RNA. The record is from the annotation of a GenBank genome assembly. NCBI's taxonomy places the organism in Eukaryota, Metazoa, Annelida, Polychaeta, Sabellida, Oweniidae.